CUCCUUAGACAAGGCCUUGUACUCGCCCAUCAAGAUCUUCUCCGCCAUGGUGGGCAACUCUUAGAGAGGUGUGACCAGUUCAGACUUGGAUUAUCCGCCGAAAGUGUUUCUGAUUUUCGAUUUGUGUUGGGGGGGCCGAAGCGCCAGGCGCAGCGGUUUAUAAAGUGGGCGAUGCCGGAAGGUGGAGGUGAACGGAGCGUGUCGAAGGUUCCAGGCGAUGGUCGAACUUCGAAGGCAGAAACGAAAGUGAAUAUCCUAGGCAACACAGGUAGAUCGCAAUAUGACCAUUCACGAGACUCCAGUGUGGAAGCGUUUUCCGAAGUUCUUUCAGAAGUGUCUGCCUCUUCCGCUUUCACGCCCUGUCUUGCUUCCCUGUGCACAUCCAGUUGGUGGGGUGUGGCGGAAUGCGGCCGUUGGUUCAGAACCGUUCAUAGAUGGUUUUGGGGGUUCCAGACUCUAAGACUCAGGAUCGGCGAGUCCCUUCCAAGGGAGAGAACUUUGCGGACGGUUGGUAACUGGAGACCAAUGAUGUCUUUAGUUCGAAAAGGAAAGAAAGGGAAGACGGUGGCGAGUGGGAAGAACUCUACCAAUUACCUAUGGAAUCCCAUUCCUGGCAAUUCACAAUAGCCCUACAUCGGCCCAAUGAUAUGGCAUGGAUGGAACGAUUGCUCUCUCCGCCCAGUAUAUUAUUUAUGAAUAAUGGCACAUUAUAAA
Messenger RNA from Eremomyces bilateralis CBS 781.70, 714 nucleotides. RefSeq lists its product as uncharacterized. The transcript is spliced from 4 exons. Bases 172 to 627 code for a protein of 151 amino acids. The record is from RefSeq and is a predicted model, not a curated record. Lineage: Eukaryota; Fungi; Ascomycota; Dothideomycetes; Eremomycetales; Eremomycetaceae.